Messenger RNA from Striga asiatica, 2450 nucleotides. The record is from the annotation of a GenBank genome assembly. Lineage: Eukaryota; Viridiplantae; Streptophyta; Magnoliopsida; Lamiales; Orobanchaceae.
UCCAUCUCACCGUCCAGAUUGACGCUAAAAAUUGAGUGUACAGCAGCAACCGCCACUUGUCCAUCUAUAAUGUUCGUCAGUGGUAACUCUAUUAAACCUCCUCGCCGUCCCUCCUCACAACUCACCACCUGCUCGCUCGCUUUCUCUCUCUCCACUCUCUCAGAGAGAAAAAGAAAGGAGCAGAGCGAAGGACCAAAUCUCAACAAGAAAAUCACCCUAUUAAUCUCCGCUCGCCUAAUUAUAGCUACCCAAACCUGCAUUCUCCAUUCAAAACGCAUAUAUAUCCACACACGCGUACGCACUAUAAAAACCGCAGCUUCUUUUUUGAUCUUUAAUUUUUCCAUUAUUCGGACGCAAUGAAGCUCAAGCACCCUUCUAAUUCGGCAUCGCAAAGCCUGACUUCAUCGGAUACGCGCCUCCUCGUGCGCGAGUCCCUCCGCAUCAGCGCCGACCUCGCCUCGGCGGCUCCGCCAUCACCCCCCGCCGCUGCUAAGGCGGCUCAAGAGCGGCCGUUGGUUCCUGAUUCCAGCUUUGUUGGGCUUGUCAAGGAUCAAUUCCUCGAUUCGAGCCUGAGGUUGAUCUGCUGCGAGGAGGUUGAUGGCAGGCGGUGGCAAUACCUCGCCGAAAAUAGCUACAACGAUGGCAUCAAAAGUAGUAGCGCCAAGCAAUCGAAGAAGAAUUCCAUUCGUGCUGUUAGUUUGCAGACUCCCCAGGCUCCCAUUGAGGAGCUGAUGACAUUUAUAAGGUCCUAUGUCGUCCCAGAAGGUUUUCCUGACAGUGUGACACCUUCUUAUGUGCCAUACAUGACAUGGAGAGCUUUGAAGCACUUCUUUGGCGGAGCUAUGGGUGUUUUUACUACGCAAACACUCCUUAGCUCACUUGGAGUAUCUAGAAAUACUACAUCAGGCGCUGUAGCUAUCAAUUGGAUCCUCAAGGAUGGUGCUGGACGGGUUGGGAAGAUGCUUUUUGCCCGCCAGGGAAAGAAAUUUGAUUACGAUCUAAAGCAGCUUAGAUUUGCUGGUGAUCUCCUAAUGGAGUUAGGAGCUGGAGUAGAGUUGGCAACAGCAGCUGUUCCCCAUCUAUUUCUUCCAUUGGCAUGUGCAGCUAAUGUUGCUAAGAAUGUUUCUGCUGUGACUUCAACUUCAACUCGAACUCCAAUUUACAAAGCGUUUGCUAAGGGAGAAAAUAUUGGAGAUGUGACUGCCAAGGGAGAAUGUGUUGGAAAUAUUGCUGAUCUGCUUGGAACUGGACUCAGCAUUGUGAUUUCUAAAAGGAACCCAUCCUUGUUCACUACAUUUGCUCUGCUCUCUUGUGGAUAUCUGAUGAGCUCGUAUAAAGAGGUCAAAUCAGUUGUUUUGCAUACACUUAAUCGUGCACGAUUCACUGUGGCUGUGGAAUCCUUCCUGAGUACAGGACCACGUUUUAAAGAUGCAUUCCAAGAUCCCAAUUCAUAUCUCACGUUGGAACCAAUUUUUGAGAAAGAACGAUACAUUGUGACCUGUAAUCCUUCUAAAGGAAAAAUCUAUGCUUUGUUCAAGGAUCAAGCGAAGUCUGAUGAUAUACUGAAAGCAGCUUUUCAUGCUCAUGUGCUUCUUCACAUCAUCUGUUCCUCCAAUCAGAACUCACCGACCUCUAGAACACAAGAACAUGAUCUUUCAGUUGUAUCCCCUACUUUGGGUGAUCUUCAGUCUCAUAUUGCAGAAUCAUACAAGAUGGUUUCCGCUUUAUAUGAACCUUUUAAAAACAAAACUAAAGAACAGGGAUGGGUUAUGUCAGAAUCUCUACUUAACCCGGGCAGAGCUCGAUUAUGUUUUAGAAAUGAGAUUGGGGUUGUGGUUUUGGGUCUUUGGAUACCUGCUGUUGGGUGGUCCUCGGCCGCCAGGGAGGCUGCACUUAGGCUGUCAUUACGUGCGAUCACAGGUCCAAAUGGCUCGGUUCCAACUUUCGAUGAAUUUGCGCUGCGCGAGAUUUACGAUGGAUUGAGCGAUGAUCUUCGCGUAAGGGUGGGACAGCACUUCUGGGACCUAGAUUCGAGGUAUCUGGAUGGCCUUACCGAUGGGAAAAAGGAAGUGGAGCACUGUAAGUUUCUGGUAGGUGUUUACUACAAGCACGGAUAUGGUUUGGGCUUCAUGUUUGCGGCUUACUUGGAUGUCGUGUGCACAGCUAAGCAAAAUAUUGCCAAUUGGAUUCCAGUCUUUAUACUUGUUCCAGGAGCUGAGGUCACUCAAGCAAUGGUGACUCAGCAUAUUCACACUGCUCUAGUGAAGGUUCGUUUGUAUCGAGUGACGAGAGGGACUCUUGGUGGAAGAUACAUUGUCAGAGAACUUCUGUUUGUUGUUAGCGAUGUGGGCGUCCCACAAGUGUUUGCUGGGGGAUGGUCUCCAGCAAGUCUAACAUUCCUCAGCAACACUUGUGGGACGCCCACAUCGCUAACAGCAAAAAAAAUUUGA